This is a messenger RNA of Glossina fuscipes, 3978 nucleotides long. Its product is annotated as TOM1-like protein 2. The transcript has 9 exons. Gene Ontology annotation, biological process: signal transduction. Lineage: Eukaryota; Metazoa; Arthropoda; Insecta; Diptera; Glossinidae. Gene Ontology annotation, cellular component: endosome; membrane. Bases 193 to 1734 code for a protein of 513 amino acids. The record is from RefSeq and is a predicted model, not a curated record. Gene Ontology annotation, molecular function: phosphatidylinositol binding; ubiquitin binding; clathrin binding.
UGCAAGAAAACAUACAAAAAUUGCGAAAAAAAGACAAUAUUCAUCAAGUCAUUUUUAACACGUAAAACGUAGAUGUUGAUGUUGUUUUGUCACUUAUAGUAAAUUGCGUGUAAUAGUUAUUAUAAUCAAGUUUUGAAUCCUGUGCUGUGUUUAAAUAUAAAAAACAAGAAACAACUUCGGUGUGCAGAAACGAUGGCUUCAUUUUUUAAUGUGGGCACAAACCCAUUUUCAACGCCUGUUGGACAACGUAUCGAGCAAGCCACGGAUGCUUCUUUAACUUCUGAAAAUUGGGCUGUUAAUAUGGAAAUAUGCGAUAUGAUUAAUGAAUCAUCGGAUACAGCUCGAGAUGCGAUGAAGGCGAUACGCAAGCGUUUGCAGCAAAACGCUGGUAAAAAUAAUCAAGUCAUAAUGUAUACGUUGACUGUACUGGAGACAUGCGUAAAGAAUUGUGGUAAAGCCUUUCACGUGCUAGUGGCGCACAAGGAUUUCAUACAGGAGUUGAUAAAGUUAAUUGGACCGAAAAAUGAUCCGCCGGUUAUAGUGCAAGAGAAAGUGCUCAGUUUAAUACAAAUUUGGUCCGAUGCAUUUAAAAAUCAGCCUGAUUUAAUCGGUGUUACACAAAUGUACAACGAAUUAAAAAAUAAAGGCAUCGAAUUUCCUCAAACUGAUAUGGAGAAUAUGGCCCCUAUUUAUACACCACAACGGAGUGUACCCGAGCCUCCCGCCGCCAAUCCGGCCUUAAAUCAGCCAGCUGUUUCACCACAACAUGGAAUGGUACUCACUUCAGGAGUGACAACUGGUGCAGCGCCCUCGCAUCCCAGCCAAUUAACAGCCGAACAAUUGGCCAAGCUGCAGGCAGAAUUGGAUAUUGUCGUUACAGUUAACAUGUCAAUUUUGGGUGAAAUGUUAACUGAGCUGAAACCCGGCCAGGAAACACCUGAAGAUUAUCAACUAUUAACCGAUUUAGUCGCCACUUGCAAAGAAAUGCAAGCCCGCAUCGUCGACUUAAUUGGCCGUAUUACCGAUGAUGAACUGACCGCUGAACUACUACGUAUUAAUGAUGAACUUAAUAAUUUAUUUUUGCGUCAUCAACGUUAUGAAAAGAAUCGAGCUAGCAAUACGAACGUCACUUCUCCAUCGGCUGUAUUGGGAGCAGCCAUGGGCGUACCAAGUGUUGCUGCAGCCUUAGACACGAACGCCGUGGCUACCGGUUCCACAGAACCUCCACGACUUUUAGAUUUUCCCGACAGCAAUACCGAAGAUAUGCUUAACAAUUUCAGCAAACUGGGUAUCAAUGCGAGUGCUAAACCUACCAAUAGAGAAACGGAUGAGUUCGAUAUGUUGGCACAAUCUCGUACCAACGGCAGCAAUAAAACUGAUUUAUUAAAAGACAUUCCAUCUCUGGAUGCCGCUGCGGGCAGCUUAGGAUCACCUUUUAAACGUACCGGCACAGAUAUGCCGGUGGUAAGUAAACCUGCUAAAGAAAACGAAAUUGAUGAGAUGGAGGCAUGGUUAGGAAGCUCUAAAGAAUUGGAGGGCUUGGAGGAGACCGUUACCAGUUCCGAAUUCGACAAAUUCCUAGAGGAACGAGCUGCGGCCGCUGAGAAUCUUCCAACUAUAAAUGCAUCAAAUGCUAUGGAAAAUCAUCAACAGCCGCCAACUACACAGCCGAUAGCUCAGGCCGCUGAUAAGAAUAAAAAUAAAAAAACUGAGGAAAAUCUUUUACUACUUUGAGCCGAUUUAACAUUAUUCUCAGCUCAUAACAACUACCACACAAGAUAAAUGCUUUAUUCAUUUGAUUAACACUAAAAGUCGAAAAUUGUUCAACUUUUUUGUGUUUUGAAUUUCAAAACAUUUUGCAAUUACUUUCAAAAGUGUUGACAUCUAUUCUAUAAGUCACGCAAACGAAACUCAUUCUAAAAUGUGAGAUCAUGUUCCCAAAGAUUGGUGAUAACGAAUCUUUUAUUAGAUAGAUAUGAAAACCCAGACACGUCAAUGUUAUUGUCGCUAAGAAUUCAGAACUAAAUUUGAUAAGCUAUUUGGAAAAUAUUCAUUGACCCCAUCUUCUACUUAUUCGUGCGAAUUUAAGUUUGGUCUUAAUAUUGAAAUUAAUCGUUAUUCACAUAUGGUUGAAUAAGCAUACGUAAUUUUUCGAUAUAUAAAGUCCUAUUAUUUUUGCGUCGUAGAAACUAGCAACAGGGGGUAUAUAGCAAUUCUUCGAACUUUGGAUACAUACGUACAUACAUACAUAUAUGUGAAUAGACGUCAGUACGAUUGAAAACAAAGUGCCUGAAAUUAAAACACAAAAGAGAGGUUACAUCAACUAAUUAUUAUAUUAUGAUCUAUGACCUUUUCACUUCCCCUUACACGCUCAUAUACAUAAUUACUAAUAUAUAUGAUGGAAAUGAUAUAAAGCUAAACACAUACAUUAUAAUGAUAAUCGAAAAAAGUAUUGCUAUGGUAUUUAUCGUAUAUUUUGGAAAAAACAAAAGGAAUAAAAUCUUGGAUUUUGCAAAAAAAAACUUUUUUGUCUUACGCUUAAAAAAACUGCUGCAAAUUUAUUUUAAAAAAAAAAUGAAUUUAUGUCUCAAUUUCUUUAGUUUCUCACCUCACUUUUCCCAUCUCUUUUUUCCCCUCACCCAAGAAGAGUAAUCCUUAAUUCCUUUCUAUUAUUAUUACAUGUAGAUUAUUAAGUGCACGAAACUUACUUUGUUUUUAAAUGUAUUUUACAACAUGAAACGAAAAACGGCUAUUACGAUUAUUUAAUAUAAACUAUUUAUUGAAACGAAGAACAACGUAAUAAUGUUUCAAUUAAUUCUCUAUUACAGGGGCCGACGUAUACGUAUAGGCGCCGAUUAACAGAUUGAGAAAUAAAGAAGAAAUUCUUGAAUUCUUGAAAGAAAACACUACCAGUUCUCUCUAUUGUUCAAGAGAUAUGUCGUUGCCCUCCCAAUCAAAAAGGUUUCCCCUCCCUUCUUUCAGGGAUCGAAUUUUGUGAGAAAGUAUAUCAAUAGUCGAUCGAAACGUAUGAUAGCUUAAGAAUCCCGACCGUCAUCAUACAGGGAUUCUAAGUAAUAAGUAAAAGACGGUUGACGAUUAAUUGAUUAAUCGAUUAACCUAGUGACAGGUGGUCAGUAAUAAUAAUUUUUUUUUUUAUUAAAUAUAAAGAUGAACAGUUUUUUCCCAUGCCAUGAAGAAAAAAUUUUUUUUUGGCUUUACGGAUUUAGGUUACCUAAGUUAGGUUAGGUUACAUUACCUAAUUUGGUUCAGUGCCUAUCUGCAGAAUUUACAAAUUGUUUUCAUCGCUUGUCAACAAACAAGUUACAAAUUGCUAUCUGAGCAAAGUCUAUUUCUUUAGCAUGACAGGGGUGCGUACAGCAAUCCUUUUUCCGUCAAUUUGAAACCUCCCAUAUAUAUGCAAGUGUUUUGAAAAGUUUUCCAAUAUAUGAACGUUGAUAACGGCAUCGAAUCUUCUUCGGAAAUUUAAUAUGAAUAUACUAUACUAUACUAUAGUAAGCGACGGACCUGAUAAUGUGCAAAAUCCAAUAAAUGGUAAAAAUUGUGCUUUCACUUUGUGUUACUAAGAGACAUAUGUGCUCUUAUUAAACAUAUAUGAACUCUUCAUUAGAAUUAGAAUAUAAUUCCAAAGAUUGUCCAAACAAGUGCAUGGGAACUAUAUUUUGAAUAUAACUAAGAAAAAUUAAACUUGAAAAUUUUCAAAAUACGCAAUUCUUUUGUCAGACAGAACAGAUUAUUCGAAUCAACAAGAUUGCUCUUUUUUUUUUUUUUAAUUAAGGAAAUCAGUUUUGAGAGCAUCGGGAUAGUUGUACACAUCACUUGUUGGUAGAGUGCGCAUGAUUAUAAAAUAGUAAUAAUAAUAAUGUUGGUAAUGGGUAUCAAAUAAUUUGGCUAGAGCCGAAUGUUAUGUUUUUCAUAUUUUAAUUUUAAGAAGUUUUAUUGCUUUGUUGUUAUUAUUAU